GACAUCACACAAAAGGGAUACGAAAAGAAGAGGUCGAAGUUGAUUGGAGCCUACCUCCCCCAGCCUCCGACAGCGAACGGAGCUGCCGUGGUUCGGUGUAGACUGCAGCACAGUGAAGGAGCCACGAGGAGAACGUUCCGCUCUGCCCACAUCGGGGUGUGCGACGUCCGAGAAGCCGCGGCCCGGGAGCGGGCGGCCAGCGCCACGGGGAACCGGCCUCUGUUUUACUUUCGUUUCGGGGUGGACCAAGCUUUGCCUCAAGAGCGCCGGGCGCCCGUUACGCCUUCCUCUUCCUCUCGCUACCACCGCCGGCGGUCCUCAGGCUCCCGAGAUGAGCGCUACCGGUCAGACGUCCACACGGAAGCCGUCCAGGCCGCCCUUGCCAAACACAAGGAGAGGAAGAUGGCGGUGCCCAUGCCGUCCAAACGCAGGUCGCUGGUCGUGCAGACCUCGAUGGACGCCUACACUCCUCCAGACACCUCCUCGGGCUCGGAAGACGACGGCUCGGUGCAGGGCGACUCCCAGGGGACCCCGACCUCCAGCCAGGGCAGCAUCAACAUGGAGCACUGGAUCAGCCAGGCCAUGCACGGCUCCACCACCUCCACCACCUCCUCCUCCUCCACGCAGAGCGGGGGCAGCGGGGCCGCCCACCGGCUGGCGGACGUCCUGGCCCAGACCCACAUUGAAAACCACUCUGCACCUCCCGACGUGACCACGUACACCUCGGAGCACGCCGUGCAGGUGGAGCGGCCGCAGGGCUCCACGGCCUCCCGGACGGCGCCCAAGUACGGCAACGCCGAGCUCAUGGAGACGGGGGAUGGGGUGCCCGUGAGCAGCCGGGUCUCCGCAAAGAUUCAGCAGCUCGUCAAUACCCUCAAGCGGCCCAAACGGCCCCCGCUGCGGGAAUUCUUCGUCGACGACUUCGAGGAGUUGUUAGAAGUUCAACAACCAGAUCCAAACCAACCAAAGCCGGAAGGGGCCCAGAUGCUGGCCAUGCGCGGGGAGCAGCUGGGCGUGGUCACGAACUGGCCGCCGUCGUUGGAAGCCGCGCUGCAGCGGUGGGGCACCAUCUCCCCGAAGGCCCCCUGCCUGACCACCAUGGACACGAACGGGAAGCCCCUGUACAUCCUCACUUACGGCAAACUGUGGACGAGAAGCAUGAAGGUAGCUUACAAUAUUCUGCACAAAUUAGGUACAAAGCAAGAACCUAUGGUACGGCCUGGAGACAGGGUGGCACUGGUGUUCCCGAACAACGACCCUGCGGCCUUCAUGGUAGCGUUCUACGGCUGCCUGCUGGCGGAAGUCGUGCCCGUGCCCAUCGAAGUGCCGCUCACGAGAAAGGAUGCAGGGAGCCAGCAGAUCGGGUUCCUGCUGGGAAGCUGCGGAGUCACCGUGGCCUUGACCAGCGACGCCUGCCACAAAGGGCUGCCGAAGAGCCCGACGGGGGAGAUCCCGCAGUUCAAAGGUUGGCCGAAGCUGCUGUGGUUCGUCACGGAGUCGAAGCACCUCUCCAAGCCGCCGCGAGACUGGUUCCCGCACAUCAAAGACGCCAACAACGACACCGCCUACAUCGAGUAUAAGACGUGCAAGGACGGGAGCGUGCUCGGCGUGACGGUGACCAGGAUCGCGCUGCUGACGCACUGCCAGGCCCUGACGCAGGCCUGCGGCUACACGGAAGCGGAGACCAUCGUGAACGUGCUGGAUUUCAAGAAGGACGUCGGGCUCUGGCACGGGAUUCUGACGAGCGUGAUGAACAUGAUGCACGUGAUCAGCAUCCCAUACUCGCUGAUGAAGGUGAACCCGCUCUCCUGGAUCCAGAAGGUCUGCCAGUACAAAGCAAAAGUGGCCUGUGUGAAAUCCAGGGACAUGCACUGGGCGUUGGUGGCGCACAGAGACCAGAGAGACGUCAACCUCUCCUCUCUGCGGAUGCUCAUCGUGGCCGACGGAGCCAAUCCCUGGUCCAUUUCUUCUUGUGACGCGUUUCUCAACGUCUUCCAAAGCAAAGGCCUUCGACAGGAGGUCAUCUGUCCUUGCGCCAGCUCGCCAGAGGCCCUCACCGUGGCCAUCCGGAGGCCCACAGACGACAGCAACCAGCCGCCCGGCCGGGGCGUGCUCUCCAUGCACGGGCUGACCUACGGCGUCAUCCGCGUGGACUCGGAGGAGAAGCUGUCUGUGCUGACGGUGCAGGACGUCGGCCUGGUGAUGCCUGGAGCCAUCAUGUGUUCGGUGAAGCCGGACGGGAUUCCGCAGCUGUGCAGGACGGACGAGAUCGGGGAGCUCUGCGUGUGCGCGGUGGCGACGGGCACCUCCUACUACGGCCUCUCCGGCAUGACCAAGAACACCUUCGAGGUGUUCCCCAUGACGAGCUCGGGGGCGCCCAUCAGCGAGUACCCCUUCAUCAGGACAGGCCUGCUGGGCUUCGUCGGUCCCGGGGGGCUCGUCUUCGUGGUGGGCAAGAUGGACGGCCUCAUGGUGGUCAGCGGCCGCAGGCACAACGCCGAUGACAUCGUGGCGACGGCGCUGGCCGUGGAGCCCAUGAAGUUCGUCUACAGAGGAAGGAUAGCCGUGUUCUCGGUGACGGUCCUCCACGACGACAGGAUCGUGAUCGUGGCGGAGCAGAGGCCGGACUCCACGGAGGAGGACAGCUUCCAGUGGAUGAGCCGGGUGCUCCAGGCCAUCGACAGCAUCCACCAGGUCGGGGUGUACUGCCUGGCGCUGGUGCCGGCCAACACGCUCCCCAAGACCCCGCUCGGCGGGAUCCACCUGUCGGAGACAAAGCAGCUGUUCCUGGAGGGCGCCCUGCACCCCUGCAACGUGCUGCUGUGCCCCCACACCUGCGUCACCAACCUGCCCAAGCCGCGGCAGAAGCAGCCAGAAAUCGGCCCCGCCUCUGUGAUGGUGGGGAACCUGGUCUCCGGGAAGAGGAUCGCCCAGGCCAGCGGGCGAGACCUGGGCCAGAUCGAGGACAACGACCAGGCCCGCAAGUUCCUGUUCCUCUCGGAGGUCCUGCAGUGGAGGGCGCAGACCACCCCGGACCACGUGCUCUACACGCUGCUCAACUGUCGGGGCACGAUAGCGAACUCGCUGACCUGCGUGCAGCUCCACAAGCGGGCGGAGAAGAUAGCCGUGAUGCUGGCAGAGCGGGGCCACCUGCAGGAUGGGGACCACGUCGCCCUGGUCUACCCGCCGGGGAUAGACCUCAUCGCCGCCUUCUACGGCUGCCUGUACGCCGGCUGCGUGCCCAUAACCGUCCGUCCUCCGCACCCGCAGAACAUCGCGACAACGCUGCCCACUGUCAAGAUGAUCGUGGAGGUGAGUCGCUCCGCCUGUCUGAUGACCACACAGCUGAUCUGUAAAUUGCUGCGUUCUCGGGAGGCGGCGGCAGCCGUGGACGUCAGGACGUGGCCCCUCAUACUGGACACAGAUGAUUUGCCAAAGAAGCGGCCCGCACAGAUCUGCAAACCCUCCAACCCCGACACCCUGGCGUAUCUCGACUUCAGCGUGUCCACGACCGGGAUGCUAGCCGGCGUAAAGAUGUCUCACGCAGCCACCAGUGCCUUCUGCCGAUCCAUUAAGCUGCAGUGUGAACUUUACCCCUCUAGAGAAGUGGCCAUCUGUCUGGACCCCUACUGUGGACUCGGAUUUGUCCUCUGGUGCCUCUGCAGCGUGUACUCGGGGCACCAGUCCAUUCUGAUCCCGCCCUCAGAGCUGGAAACCAACCCCGCCUUGUGGCUUCUCGCCGUGAGUCAGUACAAGGUCCGGGACACGUUCUGCUCCUACUCGGUGAUGGAACUCUGCACCAAGGGGCUGGGCUCGCAGACGGAGUCGCUCAAGGCACGAGGACUGGACUUGUCCCGAGUGAGAACCUGCGUGGUGGUGGCGGAGGAACGGCCUCGGAUCGCGCUCACUCAGUCGUUCUCGAAGCUGUUCAAAGACCUGGGCCUCCACCCGCGGGCCGUCAGCACCUCGUUUGGCUGCAGAGUGAACCUGGCCAUCUGCUUGCAGGGGACCUCGGGACCUGACCCGACCACCGUCUAUGUGGACAUGAGAGCGCUGAGGCACGACAGAGUACGUUUGGUAGAAAGAGGAUCUCCACAUAGCUUGCCCCUGAUGGAAUCAGGAAAAAUACUUCCAGGGGUCCGGAUCAUAAUUGCCAACCCAGAAACGAAAGGCCCAUUGGGAGACUCACACCUGGGAGAGAUCUGGGUUCACAGUGCCCACAACGCCAGUGGUUAUUUUACCAUCUACGGAGACGAGUCCCUGCAGUCGGAUCACUUCAACUCAAGGUUAAGUUUUGGAGACACUCAGACUAUCUGGGCACGAACGGGCUAUUUGGGGUUCCUGCGGAGAACGGAGCUCACAGAUGCGAACGGAGAGCGCCACGACGCCCUCUACGUGGUGGGGGCGCUGGACGAGGCCAUGGAGCUGCGGGGCAUGAGGUACCACCCCAUCGAUAUCGAGACCUCGGUGAUCAGAGCCCACAAAAGCGUCACGGAGUGCGCCGUGUUCACCUGGACAAACCUGCUGGUGGUCGUGGUGGAGCUGGAUGGGUCGGAGCAGGAGGCCUUGGACCUGGUGCCCCUGGUGACCAACGUGGUCCUGGAGGAGCACUACCUGAUCGUGGGCGUGGUGGUCGUGGUGGACAUCGGCGUCAUCCCCAUCAACUCCCGCGGGGAGAAGCAGCGCAUGCACCUCCGCGACGGGUUUCUGGCCGACCAGCUGGACCCCAUCUACGUGGCCUACAACAUGUAGCCGCGUCCCUCCGGCUUCUGUGGACUCUCGCAGAGACGGACGCGUUUUCCCGGUGUCCGCCGAAACGCGCAGACACGGGCGACAUUCGCCGGAGCGGAGCCCCGUGCGGUGUGAGGGGAAGAGGAGGACUUCUCGCAGCGGUCGCCGUCGGCGCGGAGACGAAAUGUGAAUUUGCCACUGAAUUUCGCUCAGAAGGACUUUGGAUUCCUGCCUUCAGUCUGUCGGAAAAGCCCAUUUCAAAAACUUUCGUUUCGUUUCUUUUCUUUUUUAAUUAUUGGAUAAUAAGUGCUUUCUUCGUAAA
Messenger RNA from Propithecus coquereli (Coquerel's sifaka), 5053 nucleotides. It is a transcript of the gene DIP2C, whose product is annotated as DIP2 disco-interacting protein 2 homolog C (Drosophila). The record is from RefSeq and is a predicted model, not a curated record. The transcript has 37 exons. NCBI's taxonomy places the organism in Eukaryota, Metazoa, Chordata, Mammalia, Primates, Indriidae. The coding region runs from base 403 to 4752 and encodes 1449 amino acids.